CCUGCCUUUUUGUACUAUAGUGCCAUUUGUACUAUAAUGCCAGAACCUGCGAAGUCCGCCCCGGCCCCAAAGAAGGGGUCGAAGAAGGCGGUGACCAAGGCGCAGAAGAAAGACGGCAAGAAGCGCAAGCGCAGCCGCAAGGAGAGCUACUCGGUGUACGUGUACAAGGUGCUGAAGCAGGUCCACCCGGACACCGGCAUCUCGUCCAAGGCCAUGGGCAUCAUGAACUCGUUCGUGAACGACAUCUUCGAGCGCAUCGCGGGCGAGGCGUCGCGCCUGGCGCACUACAACAAGCGCUCGACCAUCACGUCUCGGGAGAUCCAGACGGCCGUGCGCCUGCUGCUGCCCGGGGAGCUGGCCAAGCACGCCGUGUCCGAGGGCACCAAGGCCGUCACCAAGUACACCAGCUCCAAAUAAACCUGCCAAGUAAGCGUUUUACCACUUAAUCCCAAAGGCUCUUUUAAGAGCCAUGCAUGAUUUCUACAAAUGAGUUGUAAUUCUGCCAUUCCCAAAUUCUCUCUUAAGUUCAUGUACUGAACUAGAAACUACACUGCCCAUCUUUUUGGCAUAGCUCUGGCUGACCCGGAACUCGAUCUUGCCGCCCUCCCAAGUGACGAGACUAAGGAGCAUGCGCCACUGCGCCCUUUGUAGUUCGCAGCCAGUUUUAGUUCUCACGUUUGCUUAUAAUUGAGUUUAUUCAAGAAAUUGUCAUUGAAAGUCUUGAGACUAGGCACUA
This is a messenger RNA of Dipodomys spectabilis (banner-tailed kangaroo rat), 736 nucleotides long. Its product is annotated as histone H2B type 1-C/E/F/G/I. Gene Ontology annotation, molecular function: protein heterodimerization activity; structural constituent of chromatin; DNA binding. Gene Ontology annotation, cellular component: nucleosome. The coding region runs from base 37 to 417 and encodes 126 amino acids. Lineage: Eukaryota; Metazoa; Chordata; Mammalia; Rodentia; Heteromyidae. The record is from RefSeq and is a predicted model, not a curated record. The transcript has 2 exons.